This is a messenger RNA of Recurvomyces mirabilis, 894 nucleotides long. RefSeq lists its product as uncharacterized. Lineage: Eukaryota; Fungi; Ascomycota; Dothideomycetes; Mycosphaerellales; Teratosphaeriaceae. The record is from RefSeq and is a predicted model, not a curated record. The transcript is spliced from 3 exons. Bases 1 to 894 code for a protein of 297 amino acids.
AUGUCUGACGCCGCCUCACUCUACAGCGACUGCAGUAUCGGCAUUGGCCAGGCAUUCCUACCCAACACCACAGCAUCACCCAUCUGCGGUGUCCGAAGCAACAAGAAUGGGAGUAUCUCUGCCAUAGCAUCCUCGUGCUGUCCCGGCGUUACGAAUUACGGAUGCUGGAGCUCCUGUCCUUAUACCAAUGGUAUUCAGGACUUCAUGCAGUGCUUGACCCGAAGCAAUGCGACGAACAGCACCAUCGACUCUGCAUUCUGCUUUGGCAACAUCACGAAUCAAAACUUCACUGCCGAGUCGACAUCUGGCGCACCUGGGCGCCGUACAGCGCCCACUUUCUCGGUGCUACUGCUUGCAGUAAUCCUGGCAGCAUUUUUCAUCGCCCCAUCUUCCGCCACAAUCAUACACUCUCUAUCGGCUGGCCUAGAGAAACGAGCAGGUGACGAUGGCUGCCAAGUCAAUGUCCUCGGCAACUACACCACUCUCCGCAAUACCCAACUCAUAUCGCCUCAUUUCUCGUGCGAAGCGGAUAGAUGCCCCUUCACAAUGAACAUCGAUACUGGAAUGGAUAAGAAUAACCGGACAGUCAACGGCAGGUCUGCGGCAGGUCCAGAGUAUAACGCUUUCUUUGGCGUCUUACAAAAUGCCACGCAGCGCUCAUUCCCAGCUCAGAGCUCGGUCGAGGCGCAGUAUUCGUUCGUGGUCCCGGCGACAUCAAUGUUUGCUCUGGGCUGGACUGCCUAUGCAUGGUGCGCCAAUGGUACUACGAGUGGCUGUGGAGGUGUGUUUGGUGAUUCGAAGACGACUGCCCCGUUUCUGGCGUGCGGGCCUAUGUUCACGACUGAUGCUGAGGAUCAGAUACAAGGGACUAUUAUUCCUAUUACAUCGUCUUGA